This is a messenger RNA of Rhipicephalus microplus (southern cattle tick), 13262 nucleotides long. RefSeq lists its product as uncharacterized. NCBI's taxonomy places the organism in Eukaryota, Metazoa, Arthropoda, Arachnida, Ixodida, Ixodidae. The record is from RefSeq and is a predicted model, not a curated record.
GCGACGAUGCAGCUCUCCCGAGGAGCGGUCGCCGGCAUCUGAGUGCGUGCAGUUUCUGAAGGUGUCCAGCCCCUGGUGCCGUAAUUUAGGUGGGAACCCCUUGUCUGGCGUGGAAGGAGCAAGUACUUACACGGGACGUACACAUCUGAGGCCUGCGUGCCGUGGCGGGAUCGCAUUUUGAAUCUGCCCGAACGGCCCAGGGGAAGCGACGGCGAUGCUCCCGUGAAAAAAGCAGCUCUGCCGCCUUCAUAGCGCAGGAUUACGAUCGUGUGUUGUGGAUUUGCGACGACGACCUAGCGGUAUCCUGAUGGAUGGUGCAGUGGCAGUUGUGCUGUGAAAGCAUGUCUUCCUCAGCUCGACCUCCUGGCCGUUCAACCCUGGCUCGGUCCAAAAGCCUGCGUCUCCCUAGACCUUCUGCACAGCCACAGUCGAAGGAUGACUUGGCACAACCAGAAGGUGGCUGUCAACUACGACGCCAUGGCAGCAUGAGGGCUAUUAGUGGUGGGACGCCAGCAGCGAUGAGUGCGUCGUAUCAUGGCUCACUACAGUCAGAGCCACAGCCAUCACGCAAGCCACAGCCAGAGUUCGCACGCAAGGCACCGCUCCCACCUCAACCAGUGCGCAGCAAGCCAAGGCCAGAAUCCAAGCCUGCAUUUGCUGCAACAGCCACGGGAAAAAUCAGCCCUGAUGAUGAUGAGGCCCCCAUGAAGGAGCAUUUUGCACGCCUCAUUCAGGAGCAUGACCGGCUACAGGUGAAGUAUGGCCGCCUGCGGGCGCACCUGGUGGAGCGCGAGUGUCGUAGGGACCAGCAGCAGCAGCAGCAGCCAGGCCCCAAGGGAGGGGGGCCCCUGGCGCCCAUCCCCGAGGACGAGGCAGACUCCCCGGAUGGGGAAGUGCCUUCGUGUGUACGUGACUCCCCGCUCCUCAUGGGACUCCAUCUGGAAGCCCAGAGGCUGCAACAGGAACUGCGCCGGGCACAGCGUGCAUACUGGGACCUGGUGUUGGGCAGCGACUGUGGGGAUGACUCGGCUGAAGUCGUGGUGGACCUGCUGUCACAGCUCGAGAAGAGAGACACUGAGCUAUCACGUGCUCGUGGCCGGUGCGAGCGACUCUCCGAGGCCUUGGCCCAGAGUGAGCGUGAGGUGGCUGCCUGCAGGGAUGCCCUGCAUGACUACCAGCUGCAGAUGGAAGCGCAGCGGGCAACCCACGAGGCACAACGCUCGCGCGUGCACGACUUACAGGUGCAACUUGGUGAGGCACGGGAAGGCUGUGAGUUCCUGCAGGCAGAGCGGGCCACAUUGGCCGAGGCGCAGCUGGAGUCUGAAGCUGAAAUGCGUCGCCUCCGUGGUCUCCUCGAAGCAGCCCUGGAGACUUCGCGCAUCCUCUAUCAACGCUGUGCCAAGCUGUUUGCCAAGUGCCAGCAGAAAAGUGUGCGGCUGUCCCAGCUUGAGUCGCAGCUUGAGUGUCAGCGGCCCAUUGCUGAAGCCUCCGCCAGCAGUGGCCAGGCUCUGGCCCAGCUGUCAGCCAAGCUUCAAGCCUUCCUCAAGACCAGUGUGCUGUUCGCUGCUUCACACUUGCAGCUCGACUCGGAGGUGUUGGAUGAAAUCAUGGACGACCUGGAAGGUUCUGGAGACGAGCACCCAACUGCUCCACCGCCAAGCAAGGACAGGCUUGCACCUCUGAACGUCUCCUUUGCGAAUGGAGACUCCGAGCCCGACUCAAGCUACGGCACGCCCGUCGAUGAGCUUCCACCGAGCACCUCUGCUGAGCACACUUCUCUUGUGCAUGCGAUCCUGGAGGCUGCCGCAGGCUCCCAACUGUUAGCACGGAGUGAAGACUUGCCCAUAAAUGGCGAGAGUGAAGUGCACGACAAAUUGGCUGAGCGAAGAAACUUGUGUGUUGUGGAGUGCAGCCUGGUGGAUUGCAAUGGUGUGAGUGGUGAGUGUGGGCUCAGGGGCCAGUUGCCACCUGCGGGCUCUGUGGUAGAAGAGACGGCUCUUCAGUCUGCAAGGAGUCUCACCCACAUCAAUGGGUUUCACGCAGAUGAUGGCACAGUGAUAUUCAGGCCAAACCAGUGCCUCGCUACCAGUCUACCUGGUGGUGUGACCGGUUCCUCGGAAAAUGGCCUCGGCAGUCAGGGUCCCAGUGAUGAAGACGCAGCCCAGUCGUCCAUCUCGGGCAAACCGGUGGGCACGGUACCACCCUUUCGCACGGUGGCAGCCACCGACAGCAAGCCGACAGCUGGAACCGGUGGUGCCGGUGUCGGUGGCCACGAAAGAGCUGUGGCAGAACUGGCAUCGCUGUCGGGCAAGCUGGUCCGUAUCCAUUCACUCAUGCAGGCUCGUGUUCAAGAGCGGUUGCGCACUGAUCACGAACAGAUUGAGGAGCUGAAGCAGAACUUGGACACCGUGUGCUGUCAGAAAGCACAGUGUGGCCUUGAAGUUGGCGAGUUGAGACGCCAGCGAGAUCAGGCGUGCGAGCAUGCACAGCGACUCGAGCAGCAAAUGGCCUCCCUCCAAGACAGCCACGCACGGGAGGUCGAGCUGCUGUUUCAGCAGAUGGGUGACCUGAAAGAGAAAAAUCGCUGCCUGUCGGCCGUCAACCAGGAGCAGGGCAGGCAGCUGCAAGAGGAGCUGUCCAAGCGAGGCUUUUCCUCUGAGGCAGACGCCAUCUGUGCUAAGCUGCAGCUGCGCCAGGAGCUGGAACAACUGCGCGAGGAGCUGCUCCUCAAGGACGAGCAGCUGCGGGCUCUGGCGGCCAAGUUUGGCCGCUUCCGCAAAGCCUACGAGGACAACUACCAGCGAGCCACUGAUGACAUCGACAAGCUCGACACCAUGCUUGAGCGUGUCAUCGAGACACUGGAGGCUGAGCCCGAGACUGUGUCCAGUUGCCCAGCGCUCAGGCAGCUGCUGCACAACCUGCGUGGAGGAGGUGCAGGGGAUGCUACUGCAAGCACGCCAUCUGGUGACAGUGCCACUAAUCGCAAGAUGCCCACAGCUCUCUAACAUGGCCAGGCGGUCACCUACUUGUGAGGAAACUGCCUCCUGCUCGGCUUGUAGAUUUUAGUUUCACCGUCCACACAGCUGCACGCUCGCAUUGCAACAGUAGCAUCGACGCAGAAUGCGUCCAGCAACUACUGCACUACGUGGGCUGCCGCCAAUAGACAACUUUAAAGUACUGUUGUGCAAGGAGACAUUUUUGUAUGCACGUGUGGUAUUUGUUUUGUGUCUGCCUUUCUUUGCUGUGAACAAAUUAUCUUAUUCACUCAGUUGCACCAUUAUUUUACAUUGUAAAACUUGGCAUGUUUGUAAUAUAUAUACAUAUACAUGUAAUUAUUAUCCAAUCAAGAUAGAUCUUGUGGCUAAUGAGUGUCCACAGAUUUAGGCGAAAGUGUCAGACCACAGAUGGAAAAUGUGAAAGCAAAAGAUGAGCCAAACUGUGAAAAGCCGUAUUAUUUUUUACUGCAAGUUCUUCUUGCGACAUUCCGUACAAUUUUUUCUUUUUGAACCAAGCCAAUGUGUUCUCAGGGUAGUUUCAUCUUUUAUUCUGCCUUGCUUUUGCAUUCUUUAUUGUAACUCGUGUAAGUUUCACUUUUUUUUAAUUUCGUCUUUUAGGAGAGAAGCAAACUGGUCCAAUGUAAAGCAAAUGGUCCUAAUUUUAUCCCAGGUUUUUUAAGGUAUUAGCUGUGUUGCACAUUAAUUGGUUCUUGCUAUCUUAUUACACUAAGUGUUGUAUAAAUGGUGUGUCUGCAAAGUAGUAGGAUUGUUUUUUGUUUUUCAUUUCGUUUGCAACCUUUACACAGUGACUUGAUAGCUUUCAAAAUAUGCACCUCUUGCAUCAACAGUGUUUCAGGAAUUCUCGUUCUUCAUGAAAGGUCUGGUCUCUCAGGAGGGAGUCUGAAACAGUGGCUGUAAGGAGGCUGGGGGGUGAUUCCAUGCUUCCUCAGGAUAGUGGCAUGGUGCAUUUUCAUGACUUUUUGCCAUUGAAGGGUGCCUUGACGAUUGUUCUCUUCCCACUGUGCUCUCUUCCUAAAACAAUUUGUGCCGCUGAAGAAAACUUUACCUACUCAUGACAUCACUCCCAUAAGCUCUCUUGGUCAUGUCAUGAGUCCCAUGCACCUUGUUUCACCCAGUUUGAAGUAAAAUAAAACUUCACCGUUUGACUUUGCUUUAACAAAAUUCAUUGUGGGCAUAACAAGGUAUCUUGGUAGGGGUUCACUUUUAUGCCUGGGGACUGUUGCACCAGUAUCCAAGUCCUUCCCCCCCACACAAUCAGCAUGAGGACAACGCUCUGCUUUUCCAAGCUUCGGCGGGAAAAGAUCAGUGUAGACAAACCCUGUACAUAUGGGUUUCAUGGCUCUUCCCAUUGGUGAGAUUGUGCACUGCAGUGAGCUCAGUGUGGUAUUCCACUUGUCAGCAUAGCCUGAUUUACACAUAUUUAGCCGAUUCUAGAGUUGAAGGCCUUCAUCUUCCCACUCACUGCCUCCAAGAUUGGCCCACCUUUGACUAAGCGACUGUGCUAGAGUAACAGUUUCAUGUGAUAGAGCAGUGGCAACAUGCUACAACAGGUCCUCCAUGUUGAAACUUUACAAUGACCUGAAGGUCGUGGGUUCGGUCCCAACUGCGAUGGUCCCGUUUUGAUAGACGUGAAAUGCUGGAGACUAGUGUACUGUGCGAUGUCAAGGAACACCACAUGGUAGAAAUUUCUGGAACCCUCCACCACGGUGCUUCUCAUAAUCAAAUCAGGGUUUUGGGAUGUAAAAACUCAGAUUGUUAUUAAAGGGACCUUGAAACGGUUUUCUGAAGUUUUGUCAGCGUUUAGGCUAGAGCAUCAUCAAACCAUUUGCACCACAGAUUUUAGUGACAUGCCAUGUACCAAGGCUUCUACAGACAAUUAUAUCAUACUCUCCUCGCCUCUGCCUGGCCUCCUCAACUCAUGAGGCAUGCUGGCAUGGCUGGGGAUCACACAGCUUUCAUGAGUGCGCCCAAUCAUUUGAGCUUUUACCUGUCUAGACCUCCGAAAUUGCAUGCCGACAGGUUGCACUCAGCCUUGGAGGCCAUAACGUAGUGCAUCCGGCAGCACGCACGCCGUCUGGCCACAGAGACGAAGAUCGCGGAGUGGUUCACAUCUGCUCCGACAGGUGCCGCCACCCUACCAGCCGAUCUUACUCUCACGCAUUUUACAACCCAUGACAGCCAAUCAGAUCAGCGUCCACGGUGACGCGGCUGCUGACGUGCUUUGCCCAUUCACAGAGCACGUCGCUCUGUGAAUGGGCAGUUGAAAACCCGUUUGGCCGAGUCGCAACAAUCUGCACCAAUAUGCAGCGAUUCGCAGCUUUAAAGCGUUGUAAUUAAUUUACAAAGUUUACGGAGAGAGCUAUAAUCGGUCUCUAAAUAACCCUUGGGACAUGGUCUACCAGCCGAAUGUGUUUGUACAAAGUCACUAAAACUGUCUCGGGGUCCCUUUAACGUUUUACAGCGGCAGGAGAAACAUUUUUUUAGCCUCAUCAUGUAAACAAAACAGGCAAGUAAUGCUCAUGAAAUGGUAUGGAUCUAAACCCAUGCAAAAUACUUGUGUGCAAAAUUCAAGCUAGUCGAAAACCAAUAUGAUUUUUUAUUGCAUUUAUAUAGGCAGGGUUAUGUACUUGUAUGUGUGUGGUGUUUGGUGUUUCUGGGGCAGUCAUGGCUAAAGUGCGCGAUUCUCAACUUGCGAUCGUAUGUGGAAGCCCAGCCACUCAGCCCUCUUAGAUUGUUUUUCUGAAGCUUGGGAAUUCGCACACAGUAAGCAGUAAUGCUGUAUUAAGUUUUAUAAAGUAGUAUUGGCUACAGUCUAUUUGCUGUUUGUUCUCUUUCACGAGAUUGGCUGCUGAAUCUGGUAUGAAAAAGUUUUUCAGCUGACCCCACCCCCCUUUGUCUGUCUCCUAUAAGCACUGGGUUCUCAUUCCUUGAUCAAUCCCUGUUUCAGUGUAGCCACACUGCUGUCUACUACGAUACCCCAUUGCCUCUUGGAGCUUUCAUAAAGGGUUCCACUCUAUAAGAAUUCAUUAUAUCUUAAGUCAUAUGUGAGUAAAUUUUAUUUCUGACAAAUAGAAACUGUAUCUACUAUGUAUUUAAACUGAUGAGAGUUGGUUGUAGUUUUCCUUGUGUGCUAAGUAGACUUUUAACCCAGCAGGACUAUAUCGACUCUUAUGCUCGAUGAACGUACAGAUUCACCAAUGCUAAGCACAUUCUGCAUGCGUCCUCUCUUGUGUAUCCAGUUUUUUUUUCAUUUUCACUCCUAGUGACAGUGUUGUAUAAGGCAGUAGUAAAAGUGUUUUAUUAAAAAUGUUCACUGAUCAUGGUAUGUACACUCUGGUAUGAUGCAAGCAUGUUUGAGUUCUGUAGAAGCUUUCUUUAACAUUUAAAACAAAACAUUUUGCAUUUCUUGCUGCAAGUUUGCCUUGGCUUAUAUGCAGUACCUCUUGAAACAAAAUGAGGACCUGAAACAGUCUACACUACAUAGUUCAUUAAGAUAACCUGUCAUUUUUAGAAAGCCAUUGUAUUUCAAGUAAAGCAGGUAGCAUCAAUCUUUUGCUGUUUCUAAUGCUUGCACAAAGAUGGUUCCUUUGAAAAGCAGCGGUGGUCAUUAGGUGGCUGUCUACAGGACUGUUUUUUCUUUAAAAUGAUGCACUGUUAGUGUGACAUGUGAGAUGACUUGGUGUUGGUAACAGGAAAAGAAAGAAAAAAAAGAAUGGGAAAGUGCAAUCGGAAGAGUAACUAAAUCACAUCGUAGCUCUUACUUCCAGCUUUUAUUGCUUUAAUGCAAAUGUAAACAUAAUAAUUCAUUUCAGGUUACAAAAAUAUGCUCACAUGAUCCACACAUCAAUCAUUUAUACGUUCCACUUUUUCUGAUUUCACGAUUGAAGACAUGCAAUGGUCAGAAAGGUGUGCCAUCAACUGCACCCCAAUACUUUCUCCUAGCUAAUGCAGACUAUGAUUACAAAAAACAUAACCAGAUGGUCAUUGUAGACAGUGCCGGAGCACAAGUGAUUGCACGCAUGGGAAACUUCAGCCUCCACACACAACGUCAAUGCCAACUGAAACAAUCUUCCUCACAAUGUACACCAUCAUGGUGACUGCACCCAACCAAACAGCACAACCGUUGCCUGUUUGAAGCCCAACACAUCACCAAACAGCCGCUUGUGCUGCCAGCCAGAGUAUUUAAGGCAGCUCUGCUGGUGCAUUGCACAUGUUUUCUCGCACUGUGCUCAAGUGCAGUGUGAUCACACGGGCGAUCCACACCGAAGACACAGCUGCAGACCUUUCCUUUGAGUCAGACCUCGUGCCAGCCAGGCUUUGUCAGGACAGGCUCCCCUCGCUUUGUUUGUCACCACUGCUCUGUUGUUUGAACUGACUGACAAUGUCACCUCACAUUGCUUAGCUGUUACCGAAUUCUGUUUGUUUUUUAUCUUCACUGACUACACAAAAAUAAAAAUGUGCUGGUAGCAUUUCUAGAUUGCAACUCUUAUGCACCCAUGUGCGCAUUUUGCAUCGUCUUCGUGGAGAGUUGAGUGAACAAAUGACAAAAGGGAAGAUGAAAGGCAGCAAUCGCAGUUCUUGGAAUGCAGAGCGUCAUUCUAUUAAGACUAAAGGGCGAUCUAGCUGUCACUGUGAUCAUGGAACUGCCAUGAAAAUAAUGGCAAGUCAAAUUGUGUUGGCUUGUGAACAAUUCUUUUACAGUUUCAUUUCACACACAGCAGCAGUAUUCUGCCACAGUGCCUACAGUGUUCUCGGCAGUGGGUGUUCGAAUGCAGUGCAAAACACUCAAACUGAUGCCGUUGUUGUUGCAAGGUUCGUGCAGUGUGCUAGGUCUCCUGCUUGUGGUGGCAUUGCAACUUUGCAUGUGGUAUCUGACAACUUGAGUAAAGCAUUGUUUGCCCAUGGCUUUGAAAAAUUUGUGUCGAGUCAGUGCAGGGAACUGCAUAGGUUUAAUGUUUUCUUUUCUUAAGUGUGCCUUCUAAAACGUUGUCAAGUUGGCUGCAAAACAAUCGUGAAACGCAUGCGCCAUCACGUUCAAUUGAGUCAGCUUUAUGCCAGAGCUGGAUAUGCACUGUGCGUACUGCAGCUUUUACGAUCCUUAUGCCGCAUAUAGCCAUUAGGCAGAUGCAUCUGGUGUCGCAGUAGAUGACGCAGUAAUGUUUCUCACUCGAUACAGUAUGAUGCAGUUAUAGUACAGUCCAAACUUGUACUGCUGUGACUCCCAGUGACGCAUUCAAGGAAUGAGAGGGCGCACGCCUUAGCUCAAUAACUUACAAACCGAGCGGGGAGCCACAGCCCAUGCCAAGAUGGUCCGCUUACGGCGCUAAACAGCCUUGAACACCAAAGAUGCACGAGAGAACGUCUAGCCCCACCGCAUUCGCAGCUGGGAUGCGGAUGCGCAUAUAGAAGAAUUCAAAUUCACACCUACCCUCACUUGAAGAGAGGGCCCACUGCAUGAACCCCACAUUGUAUGGCAGCACUUGUCCAUCGUGUGGUGCACGGCCAUCACUGUAGCAUGUGACAGAGGAAUGCGCAGGAAGACCACAUAAGGCUAACUCGCCUGGGUCACAAGCUUUCUCUAGGGAGCCAUGGGAGACCCUCCUCGCUCAGCCAGGGCUGGAGGUCCAAAGAGGCCUCUUGGACCAGGUGUAGCGUGUAGUGAGGAUAACGAGUUCUGGAUUAGGGACCCACCUACUCGCUCUUUCCCCUUCUACUCCUUCCUCUGAAUAACCAAUACAGUUUUUUUACCACCACCUGCUCUUUCCAAAACCCCUGCUCGACUUUAAUGUGACCCGUAAUGGCACCCUUUAAUGGCAACUUGUAGUGUAACUACCAACUUUAGCGCAAACUUUCAAAUAAUGUAAAGCAGCUCUUUGCACCGCCACUCUCUCUCUGCUCUCUCUCCUGCCCUGUGCCAGAUGCUCCCUUGGGACUCUUCACGAACGCUGCUAGCUUCCCCAUCAGUGCUGCUCUAAAGCAACGUGUAGACAACUCUUGAAAGCUUUUGGAACUUUUCUCCAAAAAACUUUCAGCUAGAAAAAUGACACCUUGAACGGCCAGCUUCUCCAAUAAAACGACAACCCCCGCCAGAACAAGUUCUCCAGCUUACUACAGAGAACUCCUGGCGAUAUACGAAGCAGUUCAACACUUUUGCCACGUCCUCGAAGUGCAGCACUGCACCACCUAUGCCAACCACAAACCCCUGAUUUACGCCUUCUCUCAAUGCUACGACAAACUCCCACCGGUUCAGCAGAACCUGCUUUCUUUCAUUGCCCAAUUUACCACCGAUAUGAAACAGAUCAGUGGGAAAGACAAUGUUGUCGCCAACGCACUUUCAUGUUUGGCAGCUCUAUCAGCUCUUUGCGGAUAACUGCUGAUGUCAUCCUUGAGGUUAAGACUGUGGAUGCAGAGCUAAAGAAGCUUGUUGAGGGCUACAGCUGCAACAAGUCCCCAUACAUGGACGUACAAACGCAAUCCAUUGCGACAUGUCAUCAAGACGAACCAGGCCCUAUGUGCCCCUGUCUGAUCGCCACAGAGGUUUCAACCAGCUCCACAAUCUCAGCCACCCUGAAAUACCUGCCUCGACAGGUCUUGUGGCUGACAGCUUUGUCUGGCCCUGAAUGCUGCAGGAUUGCCACACCUGGGUGCGGCCCCGCCGCGGUGGUCUAGUGGCUAAGGUACUCGGCUGCUGACCCGCAGGUCGCGGGAUCGAAUCCCGGCUGUGGCGGCUGCAUUUCCGAUGGAGGCGGAAAUGUUGUAGGCCCGUGUGCUCAGAUUUGGGUGCACGUUAAAGAACCACAGGUGGGCAAAAUUUCCGGAGCCCUCCACUGCGGCGUCUCUCAUAAUCAUAUGGUGGUUUUGGGACGUUAAACCCUACAUAUCAAACAACUGGGUGCGCUCCUGCAUUCAAUGCAAACGCACUAAAGUCACCAAGCACGUCACUUUACUACUCGAAGCAUUCUCUGAGCCCUCUUGUCAGUUCAAACAUAUUAAGCUCAACAUUAUAGGACCCUUCUCCCCAGCUAGACUCUUUCGCUGCUGCCGGGCUGUCAUCAAUCGGUAUACUCGAUGGCUCGAAGUAUGGCCGCUUGAAGAAAUCCCCACAAAAGACGUCUCCUCGGCCUUCUUCACUGGCUAGAUUGCUUGUUUCGGUGCUCCUCACUGCGCGUCACCACUGACCAAGCAUGGCAGUUCGAAUUCAGCUUUUUGGGCUACUCAACUUGAGGAUUCAGCUUGAGCGCUUGAGGAACACCAGCUACCACCCUUCGGCCAACGGAAUGAUGGAGUGCUUCCACUGACAAUUCAAAGCAGCCAUCUUGUGUUACCCAGACUCAAUCUGACUCGAGGCCGGCCAUUCUGGCCAUGGACCUAGCUUUUUGCGCCACCUUCAAGCCAAGUAUCCAGGCUGCACCCACAGAGCUCGUCUAUGGGGAACCACUCUAUCUCCCAGGUAAAUUAUUAGCUGCACUGCCAUCUAAUACUAAGGCGUCAGACCCCACCAACUUCGUUGCCCGGCUCCGACGCACUGUCACCGUCCUCCGCCUGUCUCUUGCAGCUCACCACACUAAGCCUGUGCCUUUUGCCUUCAAGAAGCUAGCAACAUGUACGCAUGCUUUUCCCCCAGAUGACACCAUCCGCAGACCCUUUCAGCCACCCUACUAUGGACCAGACAUGGUUGUUUGUUGCGACGACAAGAACUACACCUAAGGUUUAAUGGCGCUUAGGUUGAGUGCAAUGUGCCUGCAUAGGCCACAUGUGCAUACGAACACAACAAAUAGAUGCUAUACACUUUGAACCCACAAAUAAAGUUGCAAAAACUUUGUAAGUGGAUCGUGUAUAACUAUUUUAAGCACAUUCUUGUAACCUAAUAUAAACUGCAAAAGUUUGCACUGAAAAAUGCCAUUGUAAGUUAAUAUGUUACUUGCAAGUUUCUCACUUCGUUAUUUGUUGUGGUUACCUCUGCUGAGCUGCAUUUCGCCCAAACCUUGUACAUGUGAUGCCGCAAAUGUAGUACAUUGUUUAAUGGUGUUCAGGGCCGCUUUGAACUGCAAAAGUUUGCACUGAAAGAUGCUGUCAUUGUAAAUUAAUAUGCCAUGUACAGGUUUCUCACUUGGUUAUUUUUCGUGGUUACCUCCACCGAGAUGCAUGUUACCAUUUUGCCCAAACCACCACUCUUUCCUAUACUUGUAAUGCCCCAAAUGUAGUUCAUUAUUUAAUGGUGUUCAGGGCAGCCUCUUCAGUGGCAUGUUAGUCAUUUUUCUUGUAACCACUACCUUUCCUUUUUGUAAAUAACUUCACUUGAAUGCAUUCAGCCAUGGUUUUGCCUUGCCUUUUGUUUUGCCAUAUUUAAAGAUAGCACUGCAUAACAAGUCAUCUUGUUUGUCAACCUCAACUAUGGAUAAUUCUGCUUGCUAUCUGUAUUAAUGUGUGCUUUUCUUUAAAAGGGUUUUUUAGUUGAGCAAAUGAAGCCAGUAUGACAAUGUGUUAUUAUGAUAACAAAGCUAACCAGCUCUGUUCGUUGGCUCCGUGUUCCACUUCUCAUUCACAGUGUUGUUGAAAGUGGGUUGCAUUUCUUCUAUAUGUACAAGCUCGCAGCACUGCUGAAUACCGCUGUGCAAGAAACUUGGUUACAAGGUCACUAAUUAAAAGGCUCAUGCGAACUCUUUUCUGUUCCACAAGUGCUUGUUGUGGGCAGCGUAUGACUUAUAGUGUUGCAUCUGCAAAAUCGCGACUGUGCACAUUGAAAAUUUCUGAACACACCAUGUGUAGUGCCGCACAAUUUCAUCAGCUAAAAAUGCAUUUACAGCUAUACCAAAGAACUUGCAUAGUGACGUUGUUCAAUAUGCACUUUGUUCAAGAGAGAAUGGCACCUGAAAGUUGAAUGACAUGUAGCUUUUUUUGGGGGGGUUGGGGGAAACAAAACAUUGUGUACCUACUUUGGUGCUAUGUGUUAGCCUAGCAAGUUAGCAUGACAUUAUUAUCAACAAAUACAAAAGUUUUUUGUGCAAGAUGUAAACAAAGUUGUAGCUUGGAAGUGUUUACAAUUCCCUCUGCAUCACACUAUUUCGUAAAGCACUGUUGAUUAUUAGUUUAUGGGAAAUGCAUUACUGGAGUUGUUUCUUUAUAUUUUGAAGCACUGUUAAAUCGAUCAAAUGCUUCAAAGAAAUGACACUUAAAGGGGAACUCUGGUGAAUUUUCGACCAUACUAAAAUAGUGCUCUUUUCAAAUAGUGUUGACAGUCCUGCAAAAGAUAGGGUGGUUCAUUUGGCCAGGCACUCAUCAAUAGUUUAGUUAAGCAAUAAUCUAAAUAAUAAUGAGUCAAAACAGAAAUCAAUGAGUAAAAUAAAUGAGUCAAAACAGAAUCCAAAGCAGGGACCUGCUCUGUCCUCCAUAGUGGGUAUCAGAUGACGUCACGAGAAUCCGUUGUCGAUGACGUCUUGACAUUCGCUGAAUUGCUUGAGAUUGGCCGUCUUGAGAUCUGCUGAAGACGGAAUCAAGCUGUACCAGCUUGUCUAAACUUACCAAUGACAAGUUCAGCGAUGAUCGCAGCUGCUAUCCGAGUGUGUAAGCAUUGCUUUUUGACCCGUUGGCGCAAGAAGCAUCUUACAUGCCCCAAUUCGAUUCCCUUGUUGAUCAAUAUUGUAAGACACAAGGUUAACGAGGACUAACACGCUGUAUGCAGCUGACAAAACUGAACUGGGCUAGCAUUGUUGCAUUAAAAAAGAAAGCGCGCAUUGCAUUGGUCGGCUGGGAAAGGCAGGGUUUUCGAAAAAGGGUAGACCCUUACGUCACAUUCACAGGGUGGUCAGCAUUUACGAAUGCGAUUCCAAAAUCGACUACCAAUUUUAAAAUUUGUUCUUUAAAAACUAAAAGACUUACGGUUGUGCAAUUUGGCACAUAUCGCCAUGGGACCGACGAGAACACAUGUUCAAUGUUUUAUCCAAAUUGACGAGUAUCGAAAAAACGCUGGAGUUCCCUUUUAAAUAUCUUAUGUGUCACUGCAGAAAACUGAAUCGCUAGGCAAAUCCGCUAGGCUAAUGACAAUGUAAUCUGCGAGAUUUUACAGUUAUUAUGAACGAGAAGUGCUAGUUAGCCAUAAUGAAUUGUACAUGCUUUGCCUCUUGUUAACAUUUGAGUUGGCUUAAUUACAGUCAUUGAUAGUUUUAUUUUUGAUUAGUGCCAAAGUAUGAUUUUCAACUUGAAGCUGAGCUCUGGUUCUUGCAAAUAAAGGUGACAAACUACUGA